AACGCUUGAACGCAGUAAUGGAAUCGCGAUAUUGUCGUGUUUGUCUGACGGCAGUUGGUGUUUGCUGUAGUGUUCGUGAACCGGUUAACAAAACAUUGUCGCUGUUGGACGUGUUGCGCACGAUUUGUCCCAAAGCAUUUAUCAGUAACGAACAUAAACAAUGGCCCACAAAAAUAUGUGGCGAAUGCAAACGCAGGAUUAUCGAGGCAAACGAGCUGUACGACCUUUGCAUGACCAGUGUUGAAUGCUUGGCGGUGCUGUAUCCGGAUGAACAGUGUGAAACAUCCAUGGCAAAUACUCCAAAGAAUGAGCCUGAAACGUUCAAUGAUUGGAUCGAACAAACAAAGACUCAAAUUUGUUUCCAAGGUUUUGAUGACACGAAAGGUGCACGAGACAAGUUUGAUGGCAUUUCGUGUUCAACUGUGAAGCCAAACGACAGAUUUGAUGGUCAACUGCAGCAAAUUGAAGAAGACGCAAAUAAAUCUGAUGGCAUGAUCCGCUCCAUUGGUUCACAAAUAACUGUUACAGUUACAUCAUCUGUUACAGAGGACAACAUAAACUCCAACGACAAUUCGACUUUAUCUGAUGAGUCAGACUAUGGAAUAGAAGCCUUGCCUUAUACCAACGUUAUUAGUCAGAGGAAACAACCGACAAAUGAGCAUCUGUGCUCAUUUUGUGAACCUUCAAUAAUUUUUGCAUCUCCGCGAGAUUUGAGCGAUCAUUUAAAAUCCAUGCACAAAGAUAUGGUUCACUGUUGUAAUCUCUGCGAUAUGUUAUUUGUAGGCAUAGAAAGUCUUGAAAAACAUGAUAAAUUUCAUGCAAUGGGGCUGAAUUACUUUUGUACCGUCUGCGAGCAAGGCUUCAUAACAAGAGAAGCUCUGAAAAAUCAUCUUCCGACUCACACUUGUUCUUUGCUGUGCUCCCAUUGUGGCAAGACCUUUCCGGACAAUUCGAAAAGGGCUGCACACAUCCGAUACCACCAUUCAAAUUUGAUCAAAUCCUAUGCUUGCUCAUUCUGUCCAGCGAAAUUUAAGAUGAAAGGUAAUUUGAAAACUCACGAGGCAAGGCAUACGAAAUACAAACGAUAUUGUUGUGAAUUAUGUGGAAAGCAAUUGUCAUCGAAAGAAAAAUUGCAAUUGCAUCAUCGAAUGGUUCACGAAAAAGAACGUCCAUACAAAUGUACCGUUUGCCACCAUCGGUGCAGCUAUGCGAGGCAACUUCGGGUUCACAUGAACACCCACACUGGCGAAAAGCCUCAUCAAUGUUAUUUUUGCGAUCGUAAAUACAGCAAUUUUAGCGACUUAAAGGAUCAUCUAAGCAAGCAUAUCGGUGAUAAAAUUUACCCAUGUCAUCGCUGUGAGGCCUCUUUCAAACUGAAGUCAGAGCUACGGGAUCAUUGCGAAGAACACUUCCAGGGAGGUUCUCCAUCGAUGCUCCCAACAGAAGGUGAUUUUCGGUUUGCACUUAGUUAUCUUUUGAGUUUACGAUAUCCUAAAUAA
Anopheles bellator is the source of this 1499-nucleotide messenger RNA. Its product is annotated as zinc finger protein 782-like. Gene Ontology annotation, cellular component: nucleus. Gene Ontology annotation, molecular function: RNA polymerase II cis-regulatory region sequence-specific DNA binding; zinc ion binding; DNA-binding transcription activator activity, RNA polymerase II-specific. Gene Ontology annotation, biological process: regulation of transcription by RNA polymerase II. Bases 18 to 1499 code for a protein of 493 amino acids. The transcript is spliced from 4 exons. The record is from RefSeq and is a predicted model, not a curated record. Lineage: Eukaryota; Metazoa; Arthropoda; Insecta; Diptera; Culicidae.